CGAAACGACACGCACCAAGAGACACAGGCUAAGCAUUCAGCAAUGGCGAGCACACCGUGCUUGAGUCGUCUUCCCCUUCUCUCCGAGUUAGGCAUCGCAAUCCUCACGCUGCUACUGCCGGUCAGCCAUGCAGGUGUGUGCCCGCCGUGCGGCUCGACGGCCGUGCCGUACCCGCUCAGCACCGCGGACGGCUGCGGUGAUCCGGCGUACAAGGUCCGGUGCGCAGCUAACUCGUCGACGCUCUUCUUCGACGCGCUCAACGGUACUUCGUACCCGAUCACCUCCAUCUCCCCUGUGGCGCAGCGCCUGGUGGUCUCGCCGGCGCCGUUCGUGUCGCAGGGCAGCUGCAUCUCCGAGGGCGCUCCGGUCGCGCGAGGAGUGCAGCUGAACGCGUCGCUGCCGUUCAACGUGAGCUCUUCGAACACCAUCAUGCUGCUCAAUUGCACGCAGGCGCUCUUGCUGUCGCCGCUCAACUGCUCCUCCAACUCGCUCUGCCACGUCUACGCCAACGCCACGGGCUCCACGGCGUCGGCCUGCGCGCCGCUGCCGCUCUGCUGCACGUUCGUGGCCGGAGGCUCUUCGACGUCGUACAGCAUCCGGGUGUCGCCGCAGUUCUGCAGCGCGUACCGGAGCUUCGUGGGGCUCGACCCGGUGCAGCCGCCGGUGACGUGGGGACGCCGGCUCGGGCUGGAGCUGCAGUGGUCGACGCCCAGGGAGCCACUCUGCCGCACGCAGGCCGACUGCGAGAAUGGCACCAACGCCACCUGCGCCGACGACCCGCUCGCGCCCUCCGGCGCCGGCACGGUCAGGCGCUGCUACUGCGUAUCCGGAUUCACGUGGAACCCCCUCGCCGGCGCGUGCCAGCAGAAUCCCUCGAAUUGCCAGAGCACCUGGGACUGCGGGGGAUCCAACUACGCAACUCUCAUUGCAGGACUUGUCUGUGGCCUUGGCGGCGCGGUGCUGCUUGCCGCCGCGGGGCUGUUGGCCUACCGGCGGCAGUGCCGAAUCCGGCUCGCUCGCGAGAGGUUGGCCAAGGAGCGCGAGGAGAUCCUGAACGCCAACAACACGAGCGGGCGCACCGCCAAGAACUUUUCUGGGCGCGAACUGAAGCGCGCCACGGGCAACUUUUCCCGCGACAACCUCCUCGGUGCUGGCGGCUACGGCGAGGUUUACAAGGGCCUGCUCGGCGACGGCACUGUCGUUGCCGUCAAAUGCGCCAAGCUUGGCAACACCAAGUCCACGGACCAGGUCCUGAACGAGGUGCGCGUGCUGUUGCAAGUUAACCACCGCAGCCUCGUGCGUCUGCUUGGUUGCUGCGUCGACCUGGAGCAGCCGCUCAUGGUGUACGAGUUCAUUCCCAACGGCACGCUCGCUGACCACCUUUACGGCGGCAAGAGCCGGCCGCCGCUCCCCUGGCGCCAGCGCCUGGCCAUCGCACAACAGACGGCGGAGGGCAUAGCGUACCUGCACUUCGCGGCCAUGCCACCGAUCUACCACCGCGACAUCAAGUCGAGCAACAUCCUCCUCGAUGACCGGCUCGACGGCAAGGUCUCCGACUUCGGGCUGUCCCGGCUGGCAGAGCAAGGGCUGAGCCACGUUUCCACGUGUGCACAGGGGACGCUAGGGUACCUGGACCCCGAGUACUACCGCAACUACCAGCUGACGGACAAGAGCGACGUGUACAGCUUCGGUGUCGUGCUGCUCGAGCUGCUCACGUCGAAGCGCGCCAUUGACUUUGGCCGUGGCGCUGACGAUGUCAACCUCGCAGUGCACGCGCAGCGGGCGGCGGAUGACGAGCGACUCAUGGAUGUCGUGGACCCAGCGAUGAAGGAGGGCGCGACGCAGCUCGAGCUCGAUACCAUGAAGGCGCUCGGGUUUCUAGCGCUAGGAUGCCUCGAGGAGCGCCGGCAGAACAGGCCGUCCAUGAAGGAGGUUGCAGAGGAGAUCGAGUACAUCAUCAACAUCGAGGCUGGCGGCCAUCCCAUAGAGCAGCAGCACAGCACAUAAUCUGCUGCUCGAUGGGUGACUUUACUAAUUACCAGCGAAUCUUCAAGAUAGGUAAGCGCCCCGCUUAGUACACCCUAAUCAAAGCUGAAUAGACAGUGUGUAACAAUGUACAACGGAACAUGCACAAGAGUACAGUACACACGCCAACGAAACUCUAUAACUUCACGUGGAAAUGAGAGACCAAAGUGAGAUGGGUCUUGAUUUAUUUAUGAUGAGUGAUUGAUUAAAUGAUUUGAGACUUCUGAUUAAGUUUAUAUUUCA
Molecule: messenger RNA, 2268 nt
Organism: Setaria italica (foxtail millet)
Lineage: Eukaryota; Viridiplantae; Streptophyta; Magnoliopsida; Poales; Poaceae
Product: wall-associated receptor kinase-like 20
Exons: 3
Coding region: 43-2007 (654 amino acids)
Biological process (GO): protein phosphorylation
Molecular function (GO): polysaccharide binding; protein kinase activity; ATP binding
Source: RefSeq, a predicted model, not a curated record